UGACCCAGAAUUUGCCAGAAGCGUACCUAGACCCAGUAAGCCGCCUGGCUAAGCAUUUAGACGAGGUGCCAGCUAGAUUGGUCUCCGUCUCCCCCCUUUCUCCUCAGGUCUUCCCGGAUGUUUGGCCAGAUGAAAGCUGGGUGCGAGAGGCUCACUCCCCGGUGCCCCCGCGUCGACUUUGGGCAGUGCUUUAAUUAUCAGACAAAAUACUAGCACAUGGAAGGGCAAUGGCGGAUUAUCCGAUGAGGAUGGGAGGAAGCAGCAGCAGCAGUAUUGGUGCUAUUCUUGGCCUCGAUCGAACCCAGUGUUCCGCCGGACCACCGUUGCCCUGGCCCUGGUCAACUUGGAAAGGAAAUGGUAUUGGUGGACACGUCCAUGGCUGCAAAGAACAACAGCACCCUGGAACCGGGGUGGCCUCAGGAUCGGCAGGGGAUGGGGGGUCGAGCGUGCGGGAGGGACGACGGAGAAGACCGAGCAUAUGCCGUGUAGAAAGCGUGUUCAAGGAAAUGGGUAAUCCGGUAGGGGGGGGGUUAAGUCGGCGCCCGCGAUGUUGUUUCUGCUUGGCGUUUCAGCGAUCCCUAUGGGCUGUUUUCCCGCUCGCUACCGAAGCUUCAUUCACAUCGCUUGGCUGGCGUUGGGCAGGCCAAGAAAAACCGAAGGCUCUCUGCCAAGGGCGAUCUGCCCGCGGGCCUCGAUGCUAGGUGCUUGGCAUGCUAAGCUUCGAGUGUUGCGGAAGAGGAAUACCGAACACGAUUAUUUCAGGAUACCAGACGAAGGAGAAACAAGUGGCCUUGCUGAAGCCAAAACCGAUAUUGUUUGCGGCACUCGGGCUCCCAACAGAGGGAGGCAGCCGUCGUCGCUCCCGCCCGUG
Messenger RNA from Colletotrichum navitas, 871 nucleotides. RefSeq lists its product as uncharacterized. The coding region runs from base 228 to 701 and encodes 157 amino acids. The record is from RefSeq and is a predicted model, not a curated record. The transcript is spliced from 3 exons. Lineage: Eukaryota; Fungi; Ascomycota; Sordariomycetes; Glomerellales; Glomerellaceae.